Messenger RNA from Cheilinus undulatus (humphead wrasse), 576 nucleotides. Its product is annotated as apolipoprotein D-like. Gene Ontology annotation, molecular function: lipid binding. The record is from RefSeq and is a predicted model, not a curated record. The transcript has 4 exons. Gene Ontology annotation, biological process: tissue regeneration; lipid transport; brain development. NCBI's taxonomy places the organism in Eukaryota, Metazoa, Chordata, Actinopteri, Labriformes, Labridae. Bases 4 to 576 code for a protein of 190 amino acids.
AAGAUGAAUGCCCUCCAGGUGAUUUCCCUCACUCUGCUGUCCGUUCUGGCAGCCAACGCCCAGGUCAUCUCACCUGGAAGAUGCCCCAAGCCUGAAGUUCAGAAGAACUUUGAUGCUGCCAGGUAUCUGGGUAAGUGGUAUGACAUCCAGAGACUGCCUCAUACUUUCCAGAAGGGUGAGUGCUGCACUGCCACCUACAGCCUGAAGAGCCCUGGAGUUGUUGGAGUCAUGAACCAGGAGCUGCUCUCUGACGGAAGCAUCAGCACCAUCAGCGGCUCUGCAUGGGCUAAAGAUGCCUCUGAGCCUGCCAAGCUGCUUGUCUCCUUCUUUGAGAACUCUCCCCCUGCCCCUUACUGGGUGCUCUCCACCGACUAUGACAACUACUCUCUGGUCUACAGCUGCACUGACCUCGGUGUGCUGCAUGUCGAGUUUGCCUGGAUCAUGAGCAGGCAGCCCACCCUGUCUGAGGAGACCCUAGAGGAUCUGCACAGCACCCUGACCUCCAUCGGAGUCAAAGUUGACAAGCUGCUGACCACCAACCAGGACCCUACUCUCUGCAGCGCCAUGCACCAGUAA